CUCCUUCUCUUGAUCCCUCCAAAAAAAACUAAUAUUUAUGUAUCUCAGUUUUUUGUCAAUAUUCCCGUUUUUGAUUUUGAGACAGGUCAUGCACAAAGUUCCAGGAUAGGUGGUAGAAAAUAGUAAUGCCUGAUAAUUCUGUUCUGUUCCCCGAGUUGGGAACAGUAUACAGGAAUUCCAGUGGGAAUGUUAGCAAGUUAAGUCAUAAUGUGGCAAACAUAUCUCGAGGCUCAAGAGAAGAUCCUAAUUGCAAGUUUAACCCAUGGGAUUCUCACGGUGGAGUAACUUCAAAUCCUCAGAUUCCCCACAAUUCAGCUUCUAAUGCAUGGGAACGUCCAAAUUUGAUCCAGAAGCUGGGAAUUCAGAAGAAUGGCUGCUCAGGAUCUGAUAACAGUAAUAUGUGGCCAACUCAAACUACUGUUGGAAAUGCAUGGCCUAAAAAGACUAAUGAAGCGUGGAGAAAUAAUUUCAAGGCUUCUCAGCUGUCUGCAUCUCCAACUUCAGACAAAGCUGAUGAAAUCAUCUCAAAUGCUCAAUCCAGUGAUUUUAUUUGUGCUGUGAAUGGUGUUGAUGAUGAUAAUGACGAUGAAGAAGAAGAUCUUUUAUAUGAUAGUGAUGAUGAUUUCUUUGACAUUGACUCUGAUUCAGAUACAAGUCAAAAGAGCCAUGAAAAUCUUAAGAAAUGUAUGCCGUUCAAGGCCUUUUUUGAAUGUUUGGAAAAACUAACUGUGGAUGAGAUUAAUUCACCAGCAAGGCGAUGGCACUGCCCUGCUUGCCAGGGGGGUCCCGGAGCCAUUAACUGGUACCGAGCUCUCCAACCCCUGAUUGCUCAUGCCCAGACAAAGAAAAAACGAAGAGCACUACUCCAUCGGGAGUUUGCUAAACUUUUAAAUGAGGAGACUUGCAGAAGAGGGAUUUCUGGUUUCCCAGUUGGUGAAGUAUUUGAUAGGUGGGAAGGCCUCUCUGAGACAGUAAAAGACCAUGAAAUAGUUUGGCCUCCGAUGGUCAUUGUAAUGAACACCAGAAAUGAGCAGCAUGAAAAUGGCAAGUGGAGUGGUAUGGGAAAUCAAGAUCUUCUUGAUUGCUUCUGCAACUAUGCUGCAUCGAAAGCUAGGCACUCUUAUGGUCCACAAGGGCAUCGGGGCAUGAGUGUUUUGAUUUUUGAGUACUCUGCAGCAGGUUAUAUGGAGGCUGUGCAUCUGCAUAAACAUUUUAAAGAGCAAGGAAGAGAUAGGGAAGCUUGGGAUCGUUCUCAGGUUCUAUUUUCUGGUGGGAAACGACAACUGUAUGGUUUUAUGGCUAUGAAAGAAGACUUAGAUAUCUUUAACCAGCAUGCUCGAGGGAGGUCCAAACUGCAAUUUGAGAUGAGGUCAUACCAGCAGAUGGUUGGGAGCCAAAUUAACCAAAUGAAUGAUAACAGUCAGCAACUUAUCCAACUUAAGGACAAAUUUGUCGAAGGACAAAAGCAUUCCCAAGUCCUUGCAGAGUCUAUUGAUAGAGUGAGUGAGAAGUUACGUCAGACAAUAGAAGAGAAUAGGCUUAUAAGACAGAGAAUGAAGCUUCAGCGCGAGGAAACCAAGGAUGAGAUGGAUGCUCAAGAACGAUUUUUUAAGGAUCAAAUGAAGAUUAUUCAAGAAGUUAUAAAGACAAAGGAAGAUACUUUUAAGAAAAUGCAACAAGCGGAGCGAGAAAAGGUUCAGCAAUCUGAUGCACAUAAUUCAAAUGUAGGACACAGGGAAGAGGAAAUUGCUAGCCUUCAAAAACUUAAAGAAAGAGAGUGGGAAGAAUUUGAAACAGAGAGGGAGAAGAUAAUAAAAGAUCAUGAAGAAAAGAAGGCUGCAACCAUGCGUAGAUACUGGGAUGAACAGCUUGAGCUUAAGAAAGAGUUGGAGAAAGAACUAACCCUGCUCAUGGAAAAGUACAGCCCAACUGGUCUUAGAGAAAAUAGUACUAACAAUCUUUGAUGGUCUUUGUCCAGAAAAAAAAGAAAAAAGUAGGAAAAUUUUUUGCUGGUUUUGGGUAAAGAAGCAAUCUCUAAGAGUGAGAGAAAAUGACAGGAAAUGUGCUCGGAAUCAUCUUCUUUUGGUUGGUGAUGCUUCUGAAGCAUGUGGAAGAAAGAGAAGUGAAGCAGAAGAAAACCUUCACUUCAAGUUGUAAUCUUCCAAAUUAAUCAUGGAAUUUGAACAUUUUUUUAAACUGUAAAUUGCUUAUACAUGAUUCAUGCUAUGUGCAAUAAAUAAUAUGGCAAUGCAACAAGUUUAAUAAUA
Carica papaya (papaya) is the source of this 2267-nucleotide messenger RNA. Its product is annotated as protein SUPPRESSOR OF GENE SILENCING 3-like. The record is from RefSeq and is a predicted model, not a curated record. Gene Ontology annotation, biological process: defense response to virus; regulatory ncRNA-mediated gene silencing. Lineage: Eukaryota; Viridiplantae; Streptophyta; Magnoliopsida; Brassicales; Caricaceae.